Molecule: messenger RNA, 4627 nt
Organism: Egretta garzetta (little egret)
Lineage: Eukaryota; Metazoa; Chordata; Aves; Pelecaniformes; Ardeidae
Gene: PALS2
Product: membrane palmitoylated protein 6
Exons: 11
Coding region: 6-1628 (540 amino acids)
Cellular component (GO): plasma membrane; cell-cell junction
Molecular function (GO): protein binding
Source: RefSeq, a predicted model, not a curated record
CAGCCAUGCAGCAGGUCCUGGAUAACCUUACUGAUCUGCCGACAUCGACAGGUGCUGAAGAAAUAGACCUGAUUUUUCUUAAAGGAAUUAUGGAAAACCCUAUUGUAAGAUCACUUGCUAAGGCUCAUGAGCGACUGGAAGAUUCUAAACUCGAGGCUGUCAGUGACAACAACCUGGAGCUGGUGAAUGAAAUUCUUGAAGACAUCAGUCCCUUAAUAAAUAAAGAUGAAAAUAUUGCAGAAUUGGUUGGAAUACUCAAGGAGCCUCAUUUUCAGUCACUCUUGGAAGCACAUGAUAUUGUAGCUUCAAAAUGUUAUGAUUCCCCUCCUUCUAGCCCAGAAGUCAAUAAUUCUUCAGUGAAUAACCAGAUUGUUCCAGUAGAUGCUAUUCGUAUUCUUGGAAUUCACAAAAGAGCAGGAGAACCACUGGGUGUUACGUUUAGAGUUGAGAACAAUGAUCUGGUAAUAGCACGAAUUCUUCAUGGCGGAAUGAUAGAUCGACAAGGUCUUCUGCAUGUAGGUGACAUUAUUAAAGAGGUGAAUGGCCAUGAGGUUGGAAACAAUCCAAAAGAAUUGCAGGAACUGCUGAAAAAUAUUAGUGGCAGUGUCACUCUGAAGAUUCUUCCCAGCUACAGAGACACUGUUAUUCCUCAACAGGUUUUUGUGAAGUGUCAUUUUGAUUAUAAUCCAUAUAAUGACAACCUCAUCCCAUGCAAAGAAGCAGGCUUGAAAUUUUCUAAAGGAGAAAUUCUUCAGAUUGUAAACCGGGAAGAUCCAAAUUGGUGGCAGGCUAGUCAUGUCAAAGAAGGAGGAAGUGCAGGGCUUAUUCCUAGCCAGUUUUUGGAAGAGAAGAGAAAGGCCUUUGUUAGGAGGGACUGGGACAACUCGGGGCCUUUCUGCGGAACAAUAAGCAGCAAAAAAAAGAAAAAGAUGAUGUAUCUCACUACAAGAAAUGCAGAAUUUGAUCGUCAUGAAAUCCAGAUCUAUGAGGAAGUAGCCAAAAUGCCUCCUUUUCAGAGGAAAACUCUGGUCUUAAUUGGGGCCCAAGGAGUGGGGCGAAGAAGUUUGAAGAACAGGUUUAUAGUACUGAAUCCUACUAGGUUUGGAACUACAGUGCCAUUUACUUCACGAAAGCCAAGGGAUGAUGAAAAGGAUGGUCAAGCGUACAGAUUUGUGUCACGAGCUGAAAUGGAGAUGGAUAUUAAAGCUGGCAGAUAUUUAGAGCAUGGAGAAUACGAAGGAAACCUUUAUGGCACCAAAAUUGAUUCCAUCCUUGAAGUUGUUCAGACAGGAAGGACCUGCAUCUUGGACGUGAAUCCACAGGCCCUGAAAAUACUGAGGACUUCAGAAUUCAUGCCCUAUGUAGUGUUUAUUGCUGCUCCAGAGUUAGAGACACUGCGUGCUAUGCACAAAGCUGUGGUAGAUGCUGGAAUUACAACCAAACUUCUCACUGACACCGAUUUGAAAAAAACAGUGGAUGAAAGCGCACGGAUCCAGAGAGCGUACAACCACUACUUUGAUCUGACCAUUGUAAAUGACAACCUGGACAAAGCCUUCGAGAAGCUACAGGCUGCGAUCGAGAGACUGAGGCUGGAACCACAGUGGGUCCCCAUUAGCUGGGUAUAUUGAGAUUCCUCGAGAGGAGCUUAAGUAACAAAGAAAACCAACAGCAGCCAAUAUGCUAACGUGACGUUGUGUAGAUAGCGACAAUAACCUAUGGCACCUGUGCAUUUUUACUCUGUGUAUAUUCAAAAGUACACUAUUCUGAAUUUUUAUAAAAAUGUUGAAGGGGAAGUGUACUUAAAUAUGUAAUUUAUUUUAAUUUUUCUAACUUUUUACAGAUAACCUUUCUAUUCAUAUCACACGAAGGAAAUGCGUUUAAGCAUUUUUAUAUGUUUUGCUUUAGUACCUUUGCCUUUUUCAUCUAAGCAACUUUCAGUCAUUCACUUCAACAUUUACAUCUCGGUCUUACAUUUUCACUGUGAUUAAAAAAAGGAUACUUGAAACAAUUUUUGUAAAACUUGUCAACGUCAGUGUUUAACCGGUUAAAAGUCUAUAGCUCUUAUUAGGGUCUAUAGCUCUUACUAGGGUCUAUAGCUCUUAUUAGAAAAGAACACUAAUUUCGUUUUGUUUUUUUUCUUCCUUAAAAACCAAUUUCAUGGGAGCAGAAUUUUAAAUAUUAAAAGCAGCAACCAACACACAGCUCCAUUGCUCCAGCUUCUCUUGGCUUAAACUUGGUGCAUUCUUGAUGUUUCACAAAUUCUUGCUGUCUCUUGAUUUAGACAACUGUUGUGUAGGUUUCCUUACACGUGUCUCUUGAGUAACAUAAAGCAAAACCUUGCGAGCUGCUUAUAAGGCUGUUCCUGGGAGCCACCCUGUUAGCCCAUUACGGUUGAAGUACUGACGUUAGGAAGAUUGUACGCAAGGUAAUUCAGUGCAAUUUGAAUAAUGGUGAAGAAGCCGGAGAGAGAACGUGGAGCCUUGUAGAGUGACACUUAAUGUUUAGGACUAUUUAUUCACACUUGUGAAAACACAUUGCUUUAAAAAAAAAAAAAAAAAAAAAAAAAAGGCAUUUUCUUUUCUUAUGACGUUGUUUGGUAUUUGUAUAGCGAUCUGUGGCUUAAUUUUUUGUGAUAUCUAGCUGGGUUCUAUAUUAUCUUUUUGAAUAUUUGUGUGUGAUCAACUGCUGUAUUUUUAUAUGAGUGUGUUGUAAUGGAACUUCUGUGCUUUUUGUUACAUUGUUUUUAAUUGCAUUUUUCAUUAGGUAGCUUGUGAAUUGGAAGCCUACUGCUAAAAAGCAACGUUCUUUAUACCCUUUUGUUUUACAACAUCUUUCCUUUUGUUCAGUGACGGUCCUCCCCUCGGUGGGCUCAUUGAUACAAUUCCUAUUAGGUUCAGGUUCAUUGAUCAAAACUUAUGCUGAUGUAAAUUUCCGCUUAGCAAGAACAAAAUGAAAAUAUAGCUGGUCGCUAAGACUGGCUCUUUUUCUGACCUUAUUUUAUAUUGCAAUGUCAGCUGUUGUAGAUAGGGACAUUCACCAUCACUCACCAGGCUGGGUGUCUACACUGAAGUCAUCCAUUUGUUUAAUUUCUCUUCCAUCUGGUGACAGGCACCUGGCUUCUGAAUUCUUUUUCAAGACCAAAGUGUGGCACAGAAUGCUAUCAAAAGGCAACUUCCUCAGAACUGUUUCUGAAGGAAAAGAGGCUUUGACACUGUAAACCGGUAUUGCUUCCUGGGGCUCUUAAGGACUUUUAUGUGCACAAGGAAAAGAAGAAUGGACGAGAUGCAGUGUAGGAAAAGCGUAAGUCUCAAAAACCCUCAAAGCACCAGUAUGCUACAGGUGAUUGUUACAGAGCCUGUAAAGCUGGUUGUUGGGGGGGGAAAGGGGCAUGGGGGGGCUGAGAUCCCAGGGUAUGUGGAAAGCGUUAGUGGAAACUGUGUAUAGCACAGGUAUUGUGGCUGUCGAUACCGAGGUGUCAGCCUUUUAGAGGAAAUCUGAAAUUCUCUAAGGAAAAUUUGUACCACUACUUUGUUUCGUUCUUCUGCUUUUCAGGAUGUGUGUUCUCUGGCUUUGCUUUAAGUUGGGCAGAGCUUUUAAACGGGGCACCAGCACGAGAGUUUUAUUUUCCUUUCCCAGAAGACAAGUUCAGCGAUCCUGUCGCUCAGAGGCUGCUUUGAGAAACGGAUCAAGUGUUGUAUGUAGCAGCAAUGGCAGCAGAGCCAUCGCUUGGCUAUUUUAACGAUUUGCUGUUGGCACUAUAUGCUGAACAUGACUAAGCUGUGCUUGUAUACUGUGUAAUAGGAGACCUACAUAUGCUGUAAAUAAGAUGUGCUAUCUGGACAGGUAUGAUGAUGCCUUUUCAUUAGGAGUUAGGAAAUACUUGACUUGUCAUGCCAAAAGUGGGCUGAGCUCACUCUUCCCUAAUGAAUGGGAUGAGAAGAUUCUUCAGUUUCCACACGAUAGUCCUUUAUAUCGCGGAUAACACUUCUUUCCAUCUUUUUUUCCCCGUAAGUUUACUUAACCAAAUGAAACGCAUGGAAGAUGGGCACCAAGGUUUAGUCAGGAAAACCCCUCUGUUCCUUCUCUUCCCAUCCCAGAGAGAACACUGUCAAAAGAGCCUCCCUAGUUAGCAAUCUCCAAAUAGCCAUGCAUUUGAAAGCCUGAAGCUUCAGCUUUCGCUGCAGGCUCAUGUAGUGGUUUUAAAUCAAGCAGUCAGCACAGUGGGGCCUAGUGGCCGAUGAUUGGGUGGUGUUAAUGAAGUGCAAUUCUGAAGCAAAAAGAGAAGCUGGCGUGCUUAGGUUGUGAGCAGCGAUCGUGUCAAAGCAGCAGCGGGUUUUAAGUGGAUGUCCAUGGGCAGGUUGUAAGGGGGGAAAAAACACCCAACAACAAACCCAACCACCAUACUCCUUGCAUCUAUUCAUUCAAUCUUCAACAUGGAGAGUUGAGACUGGCAGCUGUAUCAUGGGGGGGGGGAACGGGACGGGACACGAUGGAUGACACGAUGGUGGGUUGCUUUUGUGGCAGUGGGGUUUGGUUUUCAGGAAAAUCAGAUUUUCACCAGAUAUUCUGCUUAGUUUGUCACUACCUGGUAGGAUGACUAGAAUGAGAGUGAUAAUUACUUUUUUUU